Messenger RNA from Hevea brasiliensis (rubber tree), 1944 nucleotides. RefSeq lists its product as uncharacterized. NCBI's taxonomy places the organism in Eukaryota, Viridiplantae, Streptophyta, Magnoliopsida, Malpighiales, Euphorbiaceae. The coding region runs from base 70 to 1506 and encodes 478 amino acids. Gene Ontology annotation, biological process: attachment of GPI anchor to protein; protein localization to cell surface. Gene Ontology annotation, cellular component: GPI-anchor transamidase complex; membrane. The transcript has 14 exons. The record is from RefSeq and is a predicted model, not a curated record.
UCCCGUAACGUAUCGCCUCUGUCCGCUGUUUUCAUUCCAUUCCAUACUUGGAACUUCAGCAGCCGAAAAAUGGAGAAGAAGGAAGAAAACAAGCGGCAGAGAAAGAAAAUAAGGGGAGGAUUUUGGAGAUGGGUGAUAGCAUCAGUCAUCUUCAGGCUAAUUCUCAUUUAUUUCCCGCAAAAUCUCAACUUGUCCUCUCGCCCCGAAGUCUCCACUCCUCUCACCAGCCUCCGUCGCCUGGCUGAGGGUUACUGGUUGAAGCAAGCCUCGAUGUCUCCUUAUGCAGGAUCUAUGUACCAUGGUUCUCCAUUGUUACUCUCUGUACUCGGGCCACUUACUGUUAAAAGAAUUGAAGGGCAACCUGAUCAUGUGUUAUGCAGUUUGCUUUUUGUCAUUGCAGAUAUUAUGAGUGCCAUGCUUCUUAGAGCUACUGGUUGGAAACUACAAGUGGCAUACAGAGAGAGCUUGAAAGCACUUGAUAUCAUUAAUAUAGUAGAAAGCUCAGAUAUACUUGCUUCAGGAGAUAUUGCUGCUCUUGUGUACUUAUGGAAUCCGUUCACAAUAGUUGCUUGUGUGGGUUUGUCAACAUCCCCAAUUGAAAAUUUGUUCAUCAUAUUGAUGCUUUAUGGAGCCUGUAUACGACUAGUUCCCCUAGCAGCUUUUGGAUGGGUUAUGGCAACUCAUUUGUCUCUUUAUCCGGCAAUUCUAAUUAUUCCAGUGAUUCUUUUAAUGGGAUAUGGUCUAGAUGCUCCUCCUCGGAAGUUGUUCCUGCUGAAAGGAUAUUGUAAAAUUGGAGAUAACAACUCUGGCAAUAUUCACUGUGAACAAGAGGAAAUGAUCAACAGAUCAAAGGCACAAAUUAUCUUUUCAAGGAGACCAGUCGUGCUUUUCUUUUUCUGGACAACUCUGUGGUCAGUCUAUGUGUUGGUUCUAUGUGGCAUAUCCGUCAAACAGUAUAGUGGCCUAUGGGAGAUGUUUCAAAGAACAUAUGGUUUCAUUCUUACAGUGGAAGAUAUGUCACCAAAUAUAGGUGUUCUAUGGUAUUUCUUUGCUGAAGUUUUUGAUUUCUUCAGAAAUUUCUUUUUGAUAGUUUUCCAUGUGAAUAUUUUGUUUAUGAUAUUGCCUUUAGCCAUAAGGCUAAACCAUCGGCCCUGCUUCUUGGCUUUCGUCUACAUUGCUAUCUCAUCAAUGCUUAAAUCAUAUCCAUCAGUUGGAGAUUCAGCUCUAUACUUGGGUUUACUGGUUUUGUUUCUUGAUGAAUUAGCGGAUAUGCCGUUCUCUUUUUUCAUAUUUUGCGGAUAUGUAGGGAUUUCCCUCCUUAGCCCUGUGAUGCACAACCUAUGGAUUUGGAGGGGCACUGGCAAUGCAAACUUCUACUUUGCAACUGCAAUUGCUUAUGCUUGCUUGCAGAUUAUUUUGCUGGUUGAGAGUGUUAGUGCCAUGCUUAACCAUGAUAGGAAGCUAAGAAAGCUAUCUGUCGCAAAUCUUCAAGAUGGCAAAUCUUAAGCACUUCUCUAAACCAGGAUACUUUUCUUACAAUGCCACAUCUCUUGGCCCUUGAAAGUUCAAACCCCGAGAAAACUUUGCUGGUAAGGAUUCUUGUUUCAGUCUGUUGCCCAUAUCCUUGAGAGGCUUGGUUUUGCAUGAGUGGAAGAUUAACACAUUGCAUUGAACAACAUAUGUUUGAAGUCAUUUUGACUUUUUUUUCUUUUCGUGUUUUCUAACUAUUUUUGGGAUAAAGGCUUAGUUGAGUUGAGUUGAGUUGUUGUUUUCUAACUAUAGCCUGUUAUAGUUUCUGUUGUGCACAGUCAGGACUUGUUCUAUUCAAUCGAGUAGAAUGGUUUAUGCAUCUGUAAUACACUGAACUCUGUUGAAACAUUAUUGUAAUUUGGCAAUUUUGGUCUUAUUAGCGAAAAUGGAAAAGGGACAUCCACCUAGUCCUGA